Dermatophagoides pteronyssinus (European house dust mite) is the source of this 2011-nucleotide messenger RNA. RefSeq names its product kelch-like protein 25. The record is from RefSeq and is a predicted model, not a curated record. NCBI's taxonomy places the organism in Eukaryota, Metazoa, Arthropoda, Arachnida, Sarcoptiformes, Pyroglyphidae. Gene Ontology annotation, molecular function: protein binding.
CUUUCUUUUUUUUCGCUAUUGAAGAAAAGGUGUUAUUCAUGUUAAUCGAACGUUAGUUAGUUAAUUGUGAUUGUUAUUCGGUAAUGAGAAUAAAUGAUAAAUGAAAAAAAAUUAUGUCUCAUCAUAAUAAUUAUCAUAAACAAUCAUCAUCGAGGUUUAUUCCAAAUCCCUUCUGUAAACGAACCGAAAAUAUUAAGGUUUUGAAAGAUAUUAGUCUAAAUAAAAUGACAACAACAUUAAAUCAAUAUCGUAAAGAUGUAAUGUUCUGUGAUUUUGAACUACGAAUAUUAUCAAAAGUAUUCCCUGUUCAUAAAUUGGUAUUGGCUUCGGCAAGUCCAUAUUUUGAAACAUUAUUCCGUAAUUCGGGAAGUUUUAUCGAAAAUUCCAAUAAUUAUGUUGAUAUUAAAGAGGUAGAUAAUCCAGAAUUAAUGGAAACAGUACUGAAUUAUAUCUAUACGGGCGACAUUGAAAUCGAUUCACAUAAUGUACAGGAAAUUGUACAGAUUUCAAGCAUAUUGCAAUUAACAGAUUUGAUUAAUUAUUGUACAAAAUUUCUCGAAAAUAAUCUACAAACAUUCAACUGUAUUGGAAUACUUUGUUUUUCAGAUUUCUAUGGAUUAUCUUCAUUGUGUUUUGAAGCAAAACGUUUUAUCGAAAACAAUUUUGCCGAAAUUAUUAAAGAAGAUGAAUUUCUAGAAUUACCGGCCAAUCUAUUCAAAUCAUUCUUAAAAAGUGAAAAUCUAAGCAUCAUUUCGGAAUAUCAAGUUUUGAUGGGCACUGUUGAUUGGAUACUACAUAAUCCACAAGAAAGGCUGCAAUAUCUUACCGAAUUCAUCAACAUUAUACGGAUGCCAAUCAUUUCUCAUAAUUUGAUCGAAACUUUGAUUGAAAAAUGUGAUAAUCCAGUCGUUGUCGAUACACUUCGCCGUUACAUGAACAAUAAUGAAGAUCGAUGUCCCGCUGAUGCGAAUUUCGGUGGUUAUAGUUCGGUACGAUGUAAACCUCGUAUGGCUUCAAGACGAGCAAUCUAUCUAUUUGGUGGUCAAGGAUCAAUGAAUACAUCACGUAAUUGGAAUAGUUUGCAUACACUGUGUUUGGUUGAAAAAUAUAAUUUUCAUACGGCCACCUGGCAUAUGGUAAAAUCAUUGAUGUAUCCUCGUAGUAGUCAUUGUGUGGUUCAAUUACAUAACAAAUUAUUUGUCAUUGGUGGAAUUUGUGAUUCGCUCAUACUUGAAACAAUGGAAAUCUAUGAUCCAACCAGUGAUGAAUCUUCACUUGGACCACAUUUAAAAAUGCCUCGAUCAGCAUUCGGUGCAUGUUCAUAUUCCGAUUCUUAUAUCUAUGUUUUCGGAGGUCUUGGUGGUGGUGGUCUGUUUGUCGAACAAUUCGAUCCACUUACUAAUCAUUGGGAGAUUUAUGAUCAAAUGCCUUCAUAUCGAUAUGGUAUGCAAGUGAUUGAACAUGAUGGUAUCAUUUUUAUAAUUGGUGGUGUCAAUUCACAUGAAAUGAUUACAAAUUCAGUCAUGUCAUAUGAUCCGCAGACAAAAAAAUUUUACGAAUUAGCUCCGCUUAAUCAGCCACGAGAAUCAUUUGCUGCCUGUAUUCACAAUGGUAACUAUAUCUAUGUGAUUGGUGGAAUAGGACUUAAUAGUCAAAUUCUUAAUUCGGUCGAACAAUAUAACAUUAAUGAGAACAAAUGGUCAUAUGUAACCGAAAUGCCUACAGCAAAAUCAAAUCUUUGUGCUGCAAGUAUCAAUAAUCUUAUCUAUGUUUAUGGUGGCCAAGGAUCAUUAAUAAAUCCACAAAAUUGUCGAAUCGGUAAAAAAGUUUUUGUUUAUGAUCCAGAAGUAAAUCAAUGGUUAACAAGUAAACCUAUGACACAAGGACGUUUAGAUGCGGCCGUUAUUGUUGUUUGAUAUUUGUUCAAAUUAAUUCAUUUUUUUGUAUAAUUUUAAAACAUUUUUUUCAUUUAAUAUUAUUUUGAUCAAUAAAAAUGACAAUUUGUGUUCGA